Molecule: messenger RNA, 1850 nt
Organism: Danio rerio (zebrafish)
Lineage: Eukaryota; Metazoa; Chordata; Actinopteri; Cypriniformes; Danionidae
Gene: ifngr1
Product: interferon gamma receptor 1
Source: RefSeq, marked validated
AGGGCAAGCGUGACACAAAACACGUCAUUUCCGAGAAGAACUUCCUAGGAACUAACGUACAGAUCUCAACAUGGGAUUUACUUUGUCGUGAAGAAAAGUCAUUUCGACUGGAUUAGGCCUUUUUACUUAAAUAUUUAAUAUGUGAAUGUUGGAUACAAACUCUGUGGUAAUAAUAAUGCGGAUAUUGAUCUGUCUCAUCGUCUUGGUCUUUAUCCCGAGGUCCGCCUCACAAGCUGUGAGUCAGCCAUCUUUUAGUCAUCCUUCUCCGGCUAAUUUGUCUAUUCUCUGCGACAACUAUGGAGUUGAAAUACGAUGGGACUAUCCUGACACCAGACACGGUGUGAGCUUCCAGGUGGAGGUCAAUGAUCAACUCAAACAGAGGAAACGUGAUGAGACGACAAAUCGAUUUCUAAACAUAUCCAGAUUGCUGUCUCGAGCAGCGUAUAAUGACUAUAAUGUGACUGUGAAGGCAUUAUGGAACGAACAUAGGUUAAUAUCGUCCUCGUCAAUUCAAUUCACCUUCAAUCAACAUGGAAGCAGCAAAAUUAAGUGCCGUUUGGAUUUCCCAGAAGUUAAACUUUCUCCAAGAAACAACAAACUUCACGUCCAGUUCAUCAACCCUCUGCAUCUGUACAGAAACACACCGGUGCUGGGCAACCUCACUGAACAUCUGACAUACUUUAUCACAACAGACACGGAUUCAAAAGAGUUCACCUGUAAAAUAAAUAACAGAACUUGCGAGGCGUACAUGAGCUUUCCUGAGAUCCAAGACCGUUACUGCGUUUAUCUGGAUGGAGAUAUUGGACAGAUAAGCUUCAAUAACAUAAGAAGCUGUUACACAGGAGAAUUAAGAGACUAUCCUCCAACCACAGUGUUUCUGUAUUCGCUGCUGGGAGUCUGUGUGACGCUGCUGGUCAUUACCGGCAUCAUUUUGCUGCUUGUGAAGAAAUGCAAUGCAGAAAUUAAGAAAAAAGCUUCCUCUGCAUUUCCAGCGUUCCUGGAGGACAUGAAAUCGUCCAAUCGCAAUCCACUGGAGAACAAGCCGGAGAACGUGUUCAGCACUGUCCUGAUAGAACCAGCUGACCCCAAACCCAAAGAACAAGCACUGUUACUGGAGGACAGCAAUGAGCUAGAGCAGCUCUAUGGAUCUACAGAUGUGGAAAACACUGACACGGACACUAAAAGCACGACUGCGGGCAGCGUUAUUUUAGACGAUGAGCUGGACGAACUGCAGGAUGGAUACGACUGUCCACAUGCGCUCAAAGUGGAGAUAGAUAAUGGAGAUAUUGUAGACGCUUACGGACCCCGAGGUGAAGUUUUAGACCUUUAGAAGUAAAGAGAAAGCACCGGAAGGACUGUAAAAUCCCCUGGAUAUUCCGGGAAGGUUAACAUGGGUUGGGAUUGUUCACACAAACAAACAAAAGCCCUGAUCUGGAAUCACAGAGUGGAAUUUCCCAGGUGUUUACCUGCUGAAUGGAAAAACUUUUUAAUGUUUGUUGUCGCCGCUGACACUCCUUUUGUUUGAAUCAAAUGCUGUUAUGUUUGAUCAGAGUUUCGUCAUGUGUACAGUUGAAGACUCUAUUAUUUGACUUUCAAUUCUCUUUUAAAUAUUCCCCGAGUGCUCUUUUAACAGAUUUUAAAUCAACAUUUUUAACUAUAGCAGCUUUAAUAACUCAUUUCAAAUCAGUAUUUUUGUCUUGGCCAUGAUGACUACGUAAUAUUUUUCUAAUAGGCCUGUCAGGAUACAUUUAAAUGCUUAACAUAAUUCAUUUUACAAGCAUUCAACUUGAAGUGCAAUUUAAAGGCUAAACUAGAAUAAUUAGACUAAUUAUUUUGUAGCCAAUCAAUCC